Messenger RNA from Canariomyces notabilis, 1224 nucleotides. Its product is annotated as mannose-6-phosphate isomerase. Gene Ontology annotation, molecular function: zinc ion binding; mannose-6-phosphate isomerase activity. Gene Ontology annotation, cellular component: cytosol. The record is from RefSeq and is a predicted model, not a curated record. The transcript is spliced from 2 exons. NCBI's taxonomy places the organism in Eukaryota, Fungi, Ascomycota, Sordariomycetes, Sordariales, Chaetomiaceae. Gene Ontology annotation, biological process: GDP-mannose biosynthetic process; carbohydrate metabolic process. The coding region runs from base 1 to 1224 and encodes 407 amino acids.
AUGACGGACCGUGUCUUUCAGCUUGUCGGCAGUUGCAACAACUACCCCUGGGGCAAGCAGGGACAGCAGUCGCUUGCCGCCCGGCUCUGCAAGAAAACAGAUCAGAGCUUCCAGAUCAAGGACGAUGAAUUCUACUCAGAGAUGUGGUUCGGGGACUAUCCCGACUACCCUGCUCGCGUUCUAAGGACGGGAGAGCCGCUGAAGGAUGUUCUCGAAAAGAACAAGGAGACCUUACUGGGCAAGAAGGUGAUUGAGAAUCUGGGCGGCCAGCUGCCAUUCCUCCCCAAGAUCCUUUCCAUCGCAAAGGCACUCCCUCUCCAGAUCCAUCCCAACAAAGAGCUUGCCGCCAAACUGCACGCCAAAGACCCCGAUAACUUCACCGACCCCAACCACAAACCCGAAAUUGCCGUCGCUCUCUCCAAAUUCGAGGUGUUUGCGGGGUUCAAGCCCCUAUCCGAAAUCGCUCCCCUUUUCAACCUCCCCGCCCUCCGCAAUUUCGUCCCAGAGGGCAUGCACACCACCCAAUGGACCGACAAAACCCUCCGUGAGGUUACACGCAACUUGCUUAAAGCCGAUGAGGCGACCGUCAAACGUGUCGAAGACCUUCUCCUCGCAACAUCCAAAGCCGACCUCGGUGAAGCAAGGGCAGCCUACAUCCCAGAUUUGCUCCCGCGCCUGCAGAAGCAAUACGGUUCGGGGGAUCCCGGAUCGCUAGUCGCCCUGACAUGCAUGAACUUUAUGGUCCUGGAGCCCGGGGAAGCAUUGUUUAUCCCUGCGGACGGCAUCCACGCCUACCUGAGUGGGGAUAUUGUUGAGUGCAUGGCGAGGAGCAACAACGUGCUCAACUCGGGCUUCUGUCCGCCUGCGGAUAGAAAUGACAUCGACCUGUUCACCGAGACGCUUACAUUCCAGGCGCAUUCUGUUGGUGAUAUCAUCUUGAGGGACGAAAAGACGGGGAAGAGCAAAACGGGGAGGACGAGGGUAUAUGCUCCGCCGAUGAGCGAGUUCAAUAUGCUCAGAGCUGGGCUCAAGGCCGGGGAAGCGGAUGAGAUUUCGGAGAGUGACGGGCCGGGGGUGAUGAUUGUUACAAGAGGAGCUGGGCGGAUGGAGACAGACGGGAAGGCGUUUGAGUUAGAGGAGGGGGCCAUAUACUUCGUUGCGCCUGGGGUGACGGUGAAGUGGGAGACUGACACGGGGAUGGACGUUUAUAUGGCCGUUGUCUGA